AUGCAGAAUACACAGAGCUUAUAUAUCUGCCUUCUCUGGUUGGUUACAGGAGGCAUAACACUGUGCUUGGCAGGAAGGCAAAAUAUACUAAUGGAUGGACAAACAUUGACUCUGACCUGCCCGAUAAAUACGACAUAUACAGGUGUGGAAUGGAGAAACCCACUUGGCCAUAACAUGUUCCUUAACAAGGAAAAUGACAAUAGGAUCAAGUUUGUGUCUUCAACAAGGGAAGAAUUUGCAGUACAAAUAUCUAAUGUCACCUUUACGGAUGAAGGUGUUUACAGGUGUCUAAUUUACAGCAACACAAGAGUUUUAAGGAAACGAAUUAGAGUAAUUGUUCUAAGUGCUCCAAAGCUGGAAAAAGAGGAACAUAUGGAUAAAACAGUGGUUAAAUGUUCAACUUCAGCAAAUAGCAGUGGAAUCAGACUGUCAUGGUUGAUGGACAAAGACCUAGAAGUUGAGGCUCUUCACACAACCUAUGUGCCAGACAAUGGAACAAAGCACACUGCUAUCAGUCACCUGCAUGUGAAGACACAUCGGAGAGUAACUACAGUAAAGUGCUUGGUCAGAUAUCCAAGCCUGCAUGGUUUCACACUGAAUGCCUCCAUCAACCUGGAAAACUAUGAUAUUGAUGAAUCUCCCACAUCUGCAUAUCCCAGUUAUACAAUUAAAUCAACAAAGGUGCUGAUCACUCAUAAACCCUCCACUUAUUUAGGCAGCACAAGUGAGAAAGCAUCACCUACACCAGAAAAUCCUCUUACAACAUUAAGAUCAACAGAGACACCGGUUAUUUCAACACUACUUCCACAUUUUAGCAGUACAACAUACACUAUUGGUCAUUCAGAUACAGAAACCCCAAACACCCAAGAGACUGAAGUACACACUGCUGUGUACAAUGACACAAACGUAUAUGACACCACUGAAUCGUCUGGAACAACAGAGGUUACAAAUGCCUACACAAUCUCAUCAAACAGUACUGCAGGUAAUGAAACAUCAUUCACAUCAGAAUCCCAGUAUCCCAGUACCACAGUUGAAUCAACAAAUACAUCAGGACAUCUGACACUUAGCCCAACUCCGAACAAUACGAUAUAUAACUCCACUGACUCCAUAUCUGGAAUAACUACAGAUGUCACAUCAUUAAAUGUCAGCACAAGCUCAUCAAACACUUCAGUAAUAAAAAAUGGGAACGGAAAUGAGCACAGAAGAAGUGAAAAUGGAAACUCUGUGUUGCUUGUGCUGCUGGUCACAUGCCUCAUCAUCUGCCUGAUCAUAGUACUGGCUUUCUUUUUGCUUCGCCUUAGGAAAGCACACAAUACUUGGAAAAAAGAGAAUGAAGACUUCGAUCAGUCAGUGGAGAGCAGCAAAUCAAAGUCCAGCAAUGAAGAAAAGCAGAAACAAAACCAGCAACGAAAAGGACCAGGUAUUUGGAAUGUCAGUUUCACAAAGUACAAAGAGGACCCAGUAGAGAAUGGAGCCGGGGCGACAGCUGCUUCUGUAGAUGUCAUUAAUGAAAAGCCAGAACACUUAAAUGGUAGUAUAACCAAACCCAACAUUAAAGAGACAGAACUGUGAAUUAUUCUACAGUUUAAUCUCAAAAUGAUGGAAGCCCAUAGGUGCUUGAAUGUUUAAAUUGUAAAAUAGAUUGUAUUUGUAUGCACAUUUUAUGUUUGCAUUUUUUUUUGUAAAAAAA
Molecule: messenger RNA, 1690 nt
Organism: Trichomycterus rosablanca
Lineage: Eukaryota; Metazoa; Chordata; Actinopteri; Siluriformes; Trichomycteridae
Product: cytotoxic and regulatory T-cell molecule
Exons: 14
Coding region: 1-1572 (523 amino acids)
Biological process (GO): detection of tumor cell; cell recognition; positive regulation of natural killer cell mediated cytotoxicity directed against tumor cell target
Cellular component (GO): plasma membrane
Molecular function (GO): signaling receptor binding
Source: RefSeq, a predicted model, not a curated record